Messenger RNA from Biomphalaria glabrata, 2541 nucleotides. Its product is annotated as filaggrin-2-like. The record is from RefSeq and is a predicted model, not a curated record. NCBI's taxonomy places the organism in Eukaryota, Metazoa, Mollusca, Gastropoda, Planorbidae. The transcript has 3 exons. The coding region runs from base 1 to 2541 and encodes 846 amino acids.
AUGUUUGGACUCAGUUUGGAGAUAGACUCUUGUUGUGGACAACACAUAGACUCUUGUUGUGGACAUAACAUAGACUCUAGUUGUGGACAACAGAUAGACUCUAGUUGUGGACAUAACAUAGACUCUAGUUGUGGACAUAACAUAGACUCUAGUUGUGGACAACAGAUAGACUCUAGUUGUGGACAUAACAUAGACUCUAGUUGUGGACAACAGAUAGACUCUAGUUGUGGACAACAGAUAGACUCUAGUUGUGGACAACAGAUAGACUCUACUUGUGGACAACAGAUAGACUCUAGUUGUGGACAUAACAUAGACUCUAGUUGUGGACAACAGAUAGACUCUAGUUGUGGACAACAGAUAGACUCUACUUGUGGACAACAGAUAGACUCUAGUUGUGGACAACAGAUAGACUCUAGUUGUGGACAACAGAUAGACUCUAGUUGUGGACAACAGAUAGACUCUAGUUGUGGACAACAGAUAGACUCUAGUUGUGGACAUAACAUAGACUCUAGUUGUGGACAACAGAUAGACUAUAGUUGUGGACAUAACAUAGACUCUAGUUGUGGACAACAGAUAGACUCUAGUUGUGGACAUAACAUAGACUCUAGUUGUGGACAUAACAUAGACUCUAGUUGUGGACAACAGAUAGACUCUAGUUGUGGACAUAACAUAGACUCUAGUUAUGGACAUAACAUAGACUCUAGUUGUGGACAACAGAUAGACUCUAGUUGUGGACAACAGAUAGACUCUACUUGUGGACAACAGAUAGACUCUAGUUGUGGACAACAGAUAGACUCUAGUUGUGGACAACAGAUAGACUCUAGUUGUGGACAACAGAUAGACUCUAGUUGUGGACAUAACAUAGACUCUAGUUGUGGACAACAGAUAGACUCUAGUUGUGGACAUAACAUAGACUCUAGUUGUGGACAACAGAUAGACUCUAGUUGUGGACAACAGAUAGACUCUAGUUGUGGACAACAGAUAGACUCUAGUUGUGGACAUAACAUAGACUCUAGUUGUGGACAUAACAUAGACUCUAGUUGUGGACAUAACAUAGACUCUAGUUGUGGACAUAACAUAGACUCUAGUUGUGGACAUAACAUAGACUCUAGUUGUGGACAUAACAUAGACUCUAGUUGUGGACAUAACAUAGACUCUAGUUGUGGACAUAACAUAGACUCUAGUUGUGGACAUAACAUAGACUCUAGUUGUGGACAUAACAUAGACUCUAGUUGUGGACAUAACAUAGACUCUAGUUGUGGACAUAACAUAGACUCUAGUUGUGGACAUAACAUAGACUCUAGUUGUGGACAUAACAUAGACUCUAGUUGUGGACAUAACAUAGACUCUAGUUGUGGACAUAACAUAGACUCUAGUUGUGGACAUAACAUAGACUCUAGUUGUGGACAACAGAUAGACUCUAGUUGUGGACAUAACAUAGACUCUAGUUGUGGACAACAGAUAGACUCUAGUUGUGGACAACAGAUAGACUCUACUUGUGGACAACAGAUAGACUCUAGUUGUGGACAUAACAUAGACUCUAGUUGUGGACACCAGAUAGACUCUAGUUGUGGACAACAGAUGACUCUAAUAGAAUCUAGUUGUGGACAACAGAUAGACUCUACUUGUGGACAACAGAUAGACUCUAGUUGUGGACAUAACAUAGACUCUAGUUGUGGACAACAGAUAGACUCUACUUGUGGACAACAGAUAGACUCUAGUUGUGGGCAACAGAUAGACUCUAGUUGUGGACAACAGAUAGACUCUAGUUGUGGACAACAGAUAGACUCUAGUUGUGGACAACAGAUAGACUCUAGUUGUGGACAUAACAUAGACUCUAGUUGUGGACAACAGAUAGACUCUACUUGUGGACAACAGAUAGACUCUAGUUGUGGACAUAACAUAGACUCUACUUGUGGACAACAGAUAGACUCUAGUUGUGGACAACAGAUAGACUCUAGUUGUGGACAACAGAUAGACUCUAGUUGUGGACAACAGAUAGACUAUAGUUGUGGACAUAACAUAGACUCUAGUUGUGGACAACAGAUAGACUCUACUUGUGGACAACAGAUAGACUCUAGUUGUGGGCAACAGAUAGACUCUAGUUGUGGACAACAGAUAGACUCUAGUUGUGGACAACAGAUAGACUCUAGUUGUGGACAACAGAUAGACUCUAGUUGUGGACAUAACAUAGACUCUAGUUGUGGACAACAGAUAGACUCUACUUGUGGACAACAGAUAGACUCUAGUUGUGGACAACAGAUAGACUCUACUUGUGGACAACAGAUAGACUCUAGUUGUGGACAACAGAUAGACUCUAGUUGUGGACAACAGAUAGACUCUAGUUGUGGACAACAGAUAGACUAUAGUUGUGGACAUAACAUAGACUCUAGUUGUGGACAACAGAUAGACUCUAGUUUUGGACAACAGAUAGACUCUACUUGUGGACAACAGAUAGACUCUAGUUGUGGACAACAGAUAGACUCUAGUUGUGGACAUAACAUAGACUCCAGUUGUGGACAUAACAUAGACUCUAGUUGA